Molecule: messenger RNA, 1736 nt
Organism: Schistocerca americana (American grasshopper)
Lineage: Eukaryota; Metazoa; Arthropoda; Insecta; Orthoptera; Acrididae
Exons: 6
Coding region: 271-933 (220 amino acids)
Source: RefSeq, a predicted model, not a curated record
CGAAAUAGUACAAGUCCAAGGCCCAUUGCAACAAGUACGUCCCUUCGACAAAUUCAAAGUAUAACUUUGGAAAGAACACUGUCACUCUUAAUAUAAAUGCGAUGCAAAAUUGCUUAGCCGGUUCCUGACGUUAGAUACAUGAGACUGAAGAAAUACGGCGAUUGUUAUUACAUUUGCCCUUUCUCAGAGUCAAUGUCCCGGAGAAAUAGAUAAUGUGGACAAACGUAAGCAUGGAUAAGUAAUGUUUUUAUCAUUCGUGACGCAGGUAGGAUGCGCUUCACACUCACCAGAGUGUUGUCUUCGCUGUGCCUGUGUACUGUUACUAUGCUGACCUGGGUGGUGCUGAAGCAAAUGCAUACAAAGGCCUUCACACAAACGUGCCAUCACCCAACCAAUUUCCAAGAUGAUCUUCAUAAUUUAGCUGACAGAACACACAGAGUUCUUUCUUCCUUGGGACUGACACACUUCCUUUGCUACGGAGCACUGUGGGGCCAAAUAAGACUGUCCCGCUCGCUGCCAUGGGAGUCUGAUGUAGAGAUGUGCCUCCGCAAUGAGGAGCUAGCUAGGAAGGAUGAAGUCUUUCUUCUCAGAGCAUUCCGGAAGCAAGGCCUACAGUUGGCCUACGAUAGUGCGGAAGGGAGGUACACUGUCAAGGAUCCACAGUUUGCUGGUGGAUCUGUGCAACUUAUUGUUUUUGAGGAAGACCACAUGAUAAACAUGCUCCGGAGAGUAGGAUGGAAGCGCAGGGUCCUUCCACCGGACUGCGAGAGCAUGGACUCCCUGCAAUGCUUCCCGCCAAGGCUGAUCACUCCUCCAUUGCCUCAGAAGGAAUUUGGUGGGUACGUCAUGCCUGUACCACGUGAAGGUAUCGAGAUACAGAAGUACCACUAUCCCAGUAACUGGUGGAAGGAAGUGUUGCCUAAGAACUGUUAAAUAUAACCUGGCUAAGAAAGCUUCCUUCAUUAAAAAAGAAAUUGUCAGGUCAGUGCAAUGUGCCACUGACUUAAGAGGGAGAUAAGACAGGAAGAGUGCACAACCAGAAGUCUGAUAGAAAUGCAUUAUCUCAAAGAUGAGGUACUUCUAAAAUUGAGGUUUUUCAGAAGUACUCCCCAUUGUGGAAUGUGAAAGUGUAACUGAGUAUAAAGAAGGAAAAGUGUUUAGAUUCUGUUGUUAUGUUGCCAGUAACUGACAGUUGUUUCAAAAUUAUCAUCAAAUCAGUUAAAAAAAAAAUAGUGUGAAUUAAUCUGUGUAAAGCACAGUGUGUUACAAUAGGAAUGUUACAUUCCUGUAUUACUGCAUUUUGCAUUUAACAUAGUUUGAAUGAGAUAGAGCAGACAUCUUAUACAUACUGAUCGUAUUGUGUUAACUUUAAUAUUUAUGCUUGCCAUUUACUUCAUGCAUAGUUCAUUUCCAUUGAUGAUUGUGGCAUAUUUUUAUAUCAUAAGUAACAGGACUUUCAACUUUCUGAUUGUACACCUUGAACACCUCUUUUUUUGUGAUAAUUAAUUAAAGUUCCACACCUUGUCAGUUUGUUUACUCAUUGUACUGAAUUGAAAAAGGGGCCAUUUUAUGUCAUAUAUCUAUUAUAGAUGCUUUAAUUAGCAAAAUAGAAGUUUAAUAUAAGAGAACGUUGAUAUUGUAAUAAUAGAAGAAGAAAUUGUAAAGUGGGAAACAGUUCAAACUUGAUGCUCAUUGUAAGUUGCAUCAUCAGUGUUGUUUAUCUAUUGCCACACAUC